AUGAAUGUGAAAAGUCCCCAUACCGAUACUAGGACCGUCCAGUUGACGGCUGAUGGUACCUCAGGAUACACUCACGCUGCGGGCUUGACUAAAGAAAGCGCAGCCAAAGCAUCUGAACUUCUUACAAUUAAUCAUACAUUGUACCAUACACGCUUCAAUGCAGGAUUUCAUAAUCACAUCGUCCAUCACCUUCUCGGUCUCUGGGCACUGGGAGCCAGACCCGAGGAGAUACAAGAUAUGUGGGAAUACAACACUAUAUAUCAAGCUCCCUUCGAAAAUGCAGAGCGCCUGGUCUCAGAGACACCUGACUUGAAGGACCCAGAAGUUUUCGCCAAGUGCCUUGGGAGCGACGACUAUUACUCAGACUUUAUGCGAUUCUUUGAAGGAGAAAUUGAUGCAAAGGGCGUGCCCGCAGUAAUGCGAGAGUACCUAUUGAACGGUGAUUCACGCGCAGAAGAUAUUUUUUGUCGGAUGUAUACAGAUCUCGUUCAUCCCAUAAUUCACCUCGGAUGCGCGCUUGAAUUUAAUCAACCCAGUCUCAUUGCAGAAGCACUCGCAGCGGCCUGUGUCCACGACAAUUGGCCCAAAAAAUUUCUCCUCCCGGCGGAGGAAUAUAACAAAUCAAACAAAGAUGUUUCUCCUAAACGUCUUUUAGAAAUCCUGGAUGAUCUCCGAAACGAUCCCGAGAUCUCCACCGCGGUAAAGCCUACCGACCCCUUCAACAAAAUUCGAGAUGGAUUACUUGCACGUGUAACUGGUGAACAACUCGCACCGUAUCUCAGUCAGUUCCAAGUAGAGCCUACCACCGAGGACUUGCAAAUGAAAUUGCGCGACAUGAUGCACACCUGCGCAUACAUGAUGGGGGCUGCGCAACAGCCUGGAAAACGAGAAACACUAGAUUUUGUUGUUCUACAUAGCGUUACCCUUUCGGUGUUCUAUCCCGCUAUUCUUGCAUUGGAUUGGUUGACCAAUGAAGAAAAGGCCCGAUUACUUGAAGCCAAAGCGAGAUGCGAUGCGGUGAUGUAUGCUGGCGUGGGAUGCCCCGAAUUCUAUCCCGAGCGGGUGAAAGAUUAUGUCCCAAGCCACCCGGAACAGGAGUGGCCAGAACUCUUCCAUCGUGCCAAUAUUUACCGAGACGAAGGACAUGUGGCCAAGGUUAUGCGUGCUUUGUACAGCUUGGAUCAACUGGGCGAUCCGGCGGAUGGUUUUCCUCUCGCAAAGGCUGACUUCUUCAAGAUUGCCCAUAUGGCGGUAGACUCUACCGAGGAGGUUUUCCAACCCGGUGGUCAUAAUAUGCCGGAAGCUGUUCGAGAUGGAAUUUUGGAGAAUGUGGGCAAAGGAGGCGAUAUGGUUGUGAAUAACAUGACCCGGUGGGUAUUUUAUGGUGGACUGGAAAAAGCUUGGCAGUUCGUUGCCGAUUCAAAGGUGGCUAACGGCCAUGAAUAG
Penicillium macrosclerotiorum is the source of this 1446-nucleotide messenger RNA. RefSeq names its product questin oxidase family protein. Gene Ontology annotation, molecular function: oxidoreductase activity. The transcript is spliced from 3 exons. Lineage: Eukaryota; Fungi; Ascomycota; Eurotiomycetes; Eurotiales; Aspergillaceae. The record is from RefSeq and is a predicted model, not a curated record. Bases 1 to 1446 code for a protein of 481 amino acids.